This is a messenger RNA of Staurois parvus, 282 nucleotides long. NCBI's taxonomy places the organism in Eukaryota, Metazoa, Chordata, Amphibia, Anura, Ranidae. The record is from the annotation of a GenBank genome assembly.
UAUAAAUUAACCUCCCUGGCGGUAUUCCCGAGUGUAGCUCGUGGUAAAGUUUCAGUACCACAAGCGGUAACCCCGAGCUACACUCGGGAAUACCAUGCGGCACUGCUCCAGGAUCUGUUCUUCUCUUACCUUGUCCUGAGCUCCCGCGAUGUCCCUCCUGCAGUGUCCCCUGUAAUGUCCUCCAGCGGAUGCCGGCAUCUGUCUUCUGGGUUCCGUCCCCUGCGACCGUCGGGACGUACGGGGGACGGAACAGCGGGAAAUUUGAAAAUGACAAAAAGUGAC